This is a messenger RNA of Cinara cedri, 1875 nucleotides long. NCBI's taxonomy places the organism in Eukaryota, Metazoa, Arthropoda, Insecta, Hemiptera, Aphididae. The record is from the annotation of a GenBank genome assembly.
GUAGUGGCAAAGGCAAUGCUUGCUGAUAACGUGAACAUUUGCUAAAUUCACGGCUUAAUCAAAUUAAAAAACUUUACAAGGUGAAUAUUUUAUAGGCACCAUAUGAACCGAAAGUCAGGUUCAUAUGGGCUUAAGUAUGGGUUUAUCUGGUUAUAAUGGUGUCGGUUGGUAGGUUUAUGAAAUUUUUAUCAAUUGCAAGCUCAAUUUAUCUGCUUGACAGUCUUGAAUAAUGUAUUAUCCUAUCAUUAAUAUAAAUUAUUAGAAAAAUAGCUUGAUUGUUUUUUAAGCUAAUAAUAUAAUAAGUAAUCAAUAUAAACUUAAAAGGGGGUGUAUUAUGCGUAGUGGCGACAAUACUAAGGUUCAGCAUAAUUCUAAUGAGCUGAAUCCAGAAACGGCACCUGGUCAAGGUGUUCAACCAGCAGCAAGUAUAGAUAAUAACAGUGCUAGUGCUACGCCGGUUGUGAAGAAGGAUGCAAGCAUACAAGAGCAACCGUCAACAGGUGAUAACAGUGCUAGUGCUACGCCAGUUGUGAAGAAGGAUGCAAGCAUACAAGAGCAACCGUCAACAGGUGAUAACAGUGCUAGUGUUACGCCGGUUGUGAAGAAGGAUACAAGCACAAAGACUGAAGAAGUUAAAGGUGAUGUAAGUAGUCAGGCAGCUGCAAAAAAAGACCAUCCUAGUCGAUUAACUACGGAUGUUGAUGCUUUAUUUAAAGCUCUUGAAGAUAAUAAGGUUAUUUUCCGUGAUUCAGAAUCAAAGGAAAGGCUAAAAAAAGCAUUUAAGGAAGCAAAAGACUACAACUCACUGAUUGAAAAAGCCGGAAGUAAGCAAGUGGAGAUUUGCAUAAAUGCCUGUGGUUAUGAAGGAGUUAAGCAGCAUAUAAGUGAAUCAUUAAUAAAAAGCUGUGAAGAGUCUGUAACCAAAGCUGUAGAAAUUGCGGAUAAAUAUUUUGGAGGUGGGCGUAGUGCUUACUAUACAAAGAGCAAAGAUAAUAAGCUGAAUAUUUUGAACGUUUUUCUUACUAGUAAUGUAAAUGAACCAACAAAAAUUAGUGAUCUUUUAGAAAAAGAAAAAGGCAUAGAUAAAUUAAGAGUAUAUCGCCUAGGAAAGAAAGAAGUAGUUGCUAGUAGAUCUAAAAAGGAUGAUAUUGACAUAAGGAAUUAUAACUUUAAAGAAGGUGCAAACUAUGAAAUGACAAUCACAUGGGCUGUAGAAACCACAAGUGGGAUUUCAAUACUCACUAUGGUUGUAGGUGUGGAUAAGAGCGGUAUCACUAAAUUUUAUAGUUGUGCGCAGGAUGGUGAGCCGGUUAACAAUCCAAAUAUAAAAAAUUUGUUGUAUUUGACAGAGCAAAAUCAAGAGUUAUGUAUUAAUGGCAAGUCUCUACAUGAGACGUUCAAAUUGUUUGUUAUGGGAAGGAAUAGUGAAACUUUGGUACAAAAACCUGUAACUAAUGGUACAGUACAAGGUGUUCAGCCAACCAAUAAUGUACAAAGUAAUGCUGCUACUCAGCCAGUUGAUAGCACGCAAAGUAGUGUUGCUCCUCAGACAGUUGAUAGUGCACAAACUACUCAGCCAGUUGAUAGCACGCAAAGUAGUGUUGCUCCUCAGACAGUUGAUAGUGCACAAACUACUCAGCAGUCAGCCAAUAAUACGCAAACUGGUGGUGCAAAAACUACUGCUAUUAAGUCAGACAAUAGUACUCAAACUAGUGAUGCAUCAAAAGAUGCUUCUUGGGUUGAAAAAGAGGCAAACAGAAAGACAGCAAAAGGAAACACUAUUGGUGUUGUUGUAUAGAUAGGUAAUUUUUAUAAGGUCUAACAAUAAUUGUUAGGCCUUAGCUUUACAAAGUUGAAAUCUGACAAAGGUAGCUG